Molecule: messenger RNA, 1304 nt
Organism: Osmia bicornis bicornis
Lineage: Eukaryota; Metazoa; Arthropoda; Insecta; Hymenoptera; Megachilidae
Product: odorant receptor Or2-like
Exons: 6
Coding region: 93-1304 (403 amino acids)
Biological process (GO): detection of chemical stimulus involved in sensory perception of smell; sensory perception of smell
Cellular component (GO): plasma membrane
Molecular function (GO): odorant binding; olfactory receptor activity
Source: RefSeq, a predicted model, not a curated record
UCUUAUCAAUUGUCCUGGUGUCACGUCAAUGCAUUUCCUUGUGUCGCUUUGAUACUCGUGGAAGUUUGGAAUUCAGUUGUUCACCGAGUACUAUGGGUAAAGGAGUGUACACAGAUCUUUCUAUCAUAUCAUCCAAGAUCUUUUUAAGAAUUGCCGGUGCUUGGAUCGCUAUGAACAGUGCUGAAGAAUUCCGAAGAAAAAUCUCGUUGCUUAACGUCGCUAUUGUAGCUACGUACAGCCUAUCUGUGAACACUAUGAAUAUUCAUUACUUUUGGGGUAAUGAUAUCAGCUAUUGCGUGUACUCUUUCUGCAACAUACUGUGUGUUACUUUAGCAUUAGCCAAAGUGACCGUGUUACGAAUUCGGAGAUUUGAACUGGCAGACGUGGUUGCCUAUGCGGAAAAGCAUUUCUGGCAUUACAACUACGAUGCUCAGGAGCAGUUAUAUUUCGCUCAGUGUCAAGGGCUCUGCAAAUCUUUUAUCUACUUUGUAUUUAUCAUUCCAGUAUUCGUGUUAUUCAGUUACGUGAUCACACCCAUCCUUUCAAACGUUGGACUUAAUAAAUCAGAGAGACUACUUAUAUUCGAAGUACGGUCCAGCUGGCCUUUAAGGGAAACACCCUAUUACGAAAUAUUAUUCACGUGGCAGGCGAUUGUUGUGUUCGUACUGUUCGUUGCGUAUAUUUGCCCCGACGUCUUCUUGUGCGUUCUGAAUAUACACGUGAUCUGUCAGUUUCGCAUCGUGCAAUAUAAAAUGUUGCAUUUUUGGAACUCCAAUGUUAAAGACACAGACACAGUCAGAUACAGUGCUCAAUGCUCCGUAGCUUUGAAGAAAUGUAUUCAACAGCAUCAAUCGCUUAUUGAAUUCUGCGAGAAGCUCGAACACGUGUUCUCGUACACAGUUUUAUUUCAUAUGGUCAUUUUCAGUCUGUUAAUGGGUUUCGAUUGCUAUGAAAUAAUUUUGUCAGACGCAAGUACUUCAAGACGUUUGCUUUUCGUGUUCCACGUAUUGGGUAGCUUUAUCCACUUAAUGAUAUUCACGUACACUUGCCACGGUUUGAUGGAAGAAAGCACAAAUAUUAUUACAACGAUAUAUUUCGGAUCCUGGAAUACUUUGCCAAUGGAUAAAAUCGGCAGAUCACUCAGAUCGGAUGUGAAAAUGAUUAUGACCAGGUCAUUGAAACCUUGUCGUCUGACUGCUGGUGGAUUUUUUCCUGUCUCCUUAGAGACCUUUACUGGGCUUGCAAGUUCCACGUUUUCUUACUUUACUCUUUUGAGGGAAUCGUUCAUGAGAAACGAAGGCUAA